Miscanthus lutarioriparius is the source of this 3051-nucleotide messenger RNA. The record is from the annotation of a GenBank genome assembly. NCBI's taxonomy places the organism in Eukaryota, Viridiplantae, Streptophyta, Magnoliopsida, Poales, Poaceae.
AUGACGCAGAGGGGAAUGAAGAAAGCACCCUUCCUCCGGCUUUUGGUUCGAUUCAAGGAGGUAAAUCUGAUUCAUUCAAACAAAUUCAUUAGGAAAAAGAAAGAAACAAACAAAAAUAAAGGCAAACAACCAAGAACAAAUCUCAUGAUUCACAUAUGUAAGAGAAGCAAAUUGUUGGACCUACGAGAAAAUGCGAGGAUCUAUAGGAAGAAAGACGCCGCAUGUCCAGAGGUCCAGAGGUAUGAUCUCGCAUCUCUUCGCAAACCAAAGCCAAGGAUCCGCACAACGGCGACCUGGGCUUCAGAUCUUUCAAAACGCGAAGAGUGCCAAGCAAAGAACAUCACGAAGGAAACCAAUAGUAGAAACGAGUACAAGACUUCACUAUAUGCUAUGCCAGGACGUAUAAGUUUCAAAUCUACAGUUCUUGAGCACGAGGACAUGAUGUGGAUAAUGUUUGAUGCUAUUAGUGUGACUAAUGAGACAUCCUAUGUUCCUGGAAGUGGUCGUGAUGAUGGAGAGGGUGAGGAUCAUGAGGCCGGUUAUGGUGAUGGUGAUAGUGAGAGAGUCGAAGGGAGAGGUGAAUCAGCACCUAACCCCCAACCUCCUGCUACUCUGGCAUUGAUGGAAACAACCACGGUUGCUGGAGGUGGAGGUGCUGCAAAUGUUGUCAUUACCGAGGAAGAGACUGGAGUAGAUGGAACUUGCAGUGUGGGAGUUGAGCCUUCUACAAAGAGACAAAAGAAGACUACCUCAAAGGUUUGGGAUUUUUACACCACGCUCACAGUGACACACAAGAGAGAUGAUGGAACGACAGAGGUACAAGUUUGGGCGAAAUGCAAGAAGUUCAGUUACAAAACUCGUGGUGAGUCCAAUAAGGGAACAACAGUCCUUUGGAAUCAUGUGAAUGCAAAGCACGAUGUAAAGAAAGGGCAGCAACAACUUAAAGUUGAAAAGAGUGAAGGUAAAGAUGUCAUUGAAACUUAUAAAUAUGAUCCUGAAGUUAGCCUGAAAAAGUUCUAUCAAGCAAUUGUCAUGCAUGAAUAUCCCUUUGUGAUGGCUGAGCAUGAGUUCUUUGUUGAUUUCAUCAAGUCUUUGCGCCCUAACUUUUCAUUCAAGAGUCGUAUAACCACUAGGAAAGAGAUAUUGGAGAUGCAUUUAGCUCAAAAGAAGAAGUUAUUUGACCAACUUAAAACUAUAUCUUGUCGGUUUUCUGCAACUAUGGAUAUGUGGACUUCUAAUCAAAACAAAGGCUAUAUGUGCAUCACAAUUCAUUGGAUUGAUGAUAACUGGCAAAUGCAAAAACGGAUAAUUUGCCUUCCUUUUGUUAAAGGGCAACAUAAAGGGAUUGUACUGGCAAGUGAAUUUAUCAAGGGAAUCAUGUCUUGGAACCUAGAAAAGAGGUUAUUUGGACUCACUCUAGACAAUGCUUCGAACAAUAAUAAAUGUGUGAUAUCAGUUGUGAAGGAGCUUAAUAAACUUGCUAAGCUGCAGAAGUAUCCUCCUUUGAUAUGUGGUGGUAUUUUCUUCCAUGUAAGGUGUUUAUGUCACAUAUUAAAUUCGAUUGCUCAAAAUGGAUUGACAGUGAUUGGAUCCGCAGUUAAAAAUAUUAGAGCUAUCAUUGUUAUUCUGAAGAACUCUCCGUUGCAGUGGGAGGAAUUUGAAAAGUGUGCUGAUUUUUUUAAUUUGAAUAAUAAAUCUGGUCUUACAUUGGAUGUUCCUACAAGAUGGAAUUCAACAUAUGAGAUGUUGAGUCAUGCUAUUUAUUAUAGGAAUGCUUUUGACAGGCUAGUGUAUUUACAUAAGGAUAAAUAUAAGCAUUGUGCUCCUUCAGAUGAUGAAUGGGAGAUCGCUGCAUCUUUUUGCAAGUGUUUGAAGUUAUUUAAUGAUGCUACGGUGUUGUUUUCUGGAACUCAAUAUCCAACAACAAACAUGUUUUGGUGGAAAUUCUAUGACAUAAAGUUAGCAAUUACAGAGUGGUGUGCAAGUGCUGAUAUACUUAUUGCUUCUAUGGCUCAGGCCAUGCAAGAGAAAUAUGACAAGUAUUGGAAAAAGUCCAACAUUGCCCUUGCUGUGGCAUGUUUCCUCGAUCCUAGGUACAAGAAAAGGCUGAUAGAAUAUUUCUUACAAAGGAUUUACAAAGACAGGGCUCCUGCUGAACUUAGUCUGAUCAUGGAUGUUGUGAAACGAUUGUUCGAAGCCUACUUGUCUAGUAUACCGAGUCAAAUAUCGAAGGCUAGUGCACAAUCUGAACCAAUUGUAGCUCCAGCUCACACAUCUGAGGAAAAUGCUGAUAUUGAAGAAUUUUUGUAUGAGGACGAAGUGAAUCGUAGUGAGGUAAGUGAGUUGGAUGUAUACAUGGCAGAGAAACCAUUUCGGUGGGUUGAUCCUAGUGGUAGUGGUGCUGCAUUUGACAUACUGUCAUGGUGGAAAACUAACCAAGCGAAAUAUCCUAUUCUCUCACGACUUGCUCGUGAUGUGUUGGCUGUCCAAGUGUCUACUAUUGCUUCAGAAUCAGCUUUCAAUUGUAGUGGAAGUAUUGUUAAUAAAUUCCGCACUCGCCUUGAUCCUGAGAUGGUCGAGGCACUAGUUUGUUCAAAAGAUUGGGGCCUUGCAUCUAAGAAAGAUCGCAACUAUAAGAUAGCAUCAAUUCUCGAAGACUUUUGUGAUACUGUCAGCACUCUAGCAGAUGAGGCUGAGACUGAGAACCAGGCUACUGAAGAAGGCAGUGGCGACGCCGAGGACCAUGAGGACAGCGACUUGGAUGACAUGGACGCUUUUCAAAUGUCAAGGCUUUGGGAACACUAUACUAUGUACAUGGAGAGACACCAAAAAGACGGUGUCAUAGAGGAACAGCGUUGGGCGAAAUGCAAUAGGUACAAUUACAAGGCUCGUGCUGAACCUUGGCGUGGAACUAUGCAUUUUUGGCACCACUUGAGAAGAAGGCACCACUACAACCAUGAGCUAGGCCAAUUUCAGGAUCCUCAGAUCGGCGAAGGUGCCGCCAAUGCAAAUGCUGAUAUGGGUGAAGUUCUCAAUGCAAAUGACCCAUGA